This is a messenger RNA of Danio rerio (zebrafish), 2653 nucleotides long. Gene Ontology annotation, cellular component: extracellular region. The record is from RefSeq and is marked validated. Gene Ontology annotation, molecular function: fucose binding. Gene Ontology annotation, biological process: regulation of complement activation, lectin pathway; regulation of cellular defense response. NCBI's taxonomy places the organism in Eukaryota, Metazoa, Chordata, Actinopteri, Cypriniformes, Danionidae.
GGAUGACGGUGGUGAUGCUGGCUGUGCUGCUGCUGCUGGUGUGUGUGUGUGACUCUACAGCCUUCAGACUCACAGGAAACAUCGCUCUGAGAGCUAAAACCCAUCAGUCCGCUGACCCGCUGAACGGAGACUCCGCAUGGAGAGCAGUGGCUGGAGAUGGAGAUCGGUCCUGCAGCUCCAUCAGCUCGAAGAGAAGCCCCUGGUGGAGAGUUUCUCUAGCACAGACCUACAGAAUCGCCAAAAUCUCCAUCAGCACCGGCACUGAGGGCAUCAGCGGGGCCGAGAUCCGCAUCGGCAGCAGUCUGGAGGAGGACGGAAACCACAACCAGCUGGUGAGAGUGUUCUCUGUGCGGCCGGGGAAAGCUCAGGUGUUUAAGUUCAGGCCUGUGGAGGGACGCUUCAUCAGUGUGAUUUUACCAGGAGUGGACCGUGUGCUGAAUCUGUGUGAGGUGGAGGUGUUCGCGCUCGCUGAAGACUCUAACUCAGACUCAGAGCUGGUGAAUGUGGCAGUAUCGGGUCGAGCCACUCAGUCCAGCACGCGUCUGGGUUCUGCUGCGUGUCUCAGUCUGCCACAGAACGCCAUCGACGGGAACCGGCAGUACGACCCGUCCCGCGGCUCAUGUGCGCAGACAGACACCGAGAGCGCCCCCUGGUGGAGGCUGGACCUGCUGCGGACACACACCAUCACUGCAGUGGCUCUGACCCGCGGAGACCAGGACGUCAGCGGCGCGAGGGUGACCAUCGGGGACUCGCUGCAGGACGAGGGACGAGCAAACCCGCUGUGUGUGUCCGUGUCCUUCAUCCCUGCUGGAGGAACAGGCCGCUUCAGGUGUGUUCCUGCUCUCCGGGGCCGAUACGUGACUGUGGCUCUGGCUGGAGUAAACAGGACCCUGAGCCUGUGUGAGGUGGAGGUGUUCGGGGUGCCUGAUCAGUAACAUCCAGACAUCAGCAGCGCUCCAUAUUUACUGGCUCCUGUUUUCAUUUCUGCUUGUGUUGCAUUAUGGGAUCUUGAUCUUUCUUCCAACAACUUUUAACCUUAAACAGUGUGUGAAAGUGUGUGUCCUGCACAUGUGUGAUAGUGUGCAGUGCUCUAUUGUGUGUGUGUUGUGUCAUAGAUAUAUACACUAGAUAUCGCAUAGGGACCCUGAGCAUGCGUCAAUAGCGCCGCCAUAUUGGUACAGUGCUCUCAGGACAAGUGUCAUUCAACCGCACUAGUCAAGACAGUGUUAUUACGUGAAGAUGCGGGACUUUAGCGCUGUCUACGGGUGUAGUAACGAGCAAACAAAGAAAACAAAGCACAAAGGCAGAACAUUUCAUAGAUAAUAUCAAGUUUUUUCUGUUUUUGUAUGUUCUGAACGUUUGUGCUAAUCAGGUCACGUUAUUGAUGAUAACAGUCUCUUACUGCAUUCAGCAUACGGCAAAGCAGCUCCAACUCACACUAAACACUCGGCUAAUGCUGGUUUUGUUGAAUAAAAUCAGCAAACAAUGCAAAAGAAACAUGACAACGAGAUGCUGCGCUGCCAGAAACUGGUAUUGUCGGCUUGUGAAAGAGUCGUUCGGGGGAUUCAUUCACAAGCGAAUCGCUCUCUCCGUCAGUAUGAGCAGUGAAAGCAGGAGAGGAGCUGUGUUUCAGGACAUGAUGAGAUCAGAUUUAACAGGGAGGGUGGAUAAUACAUUUCUGUACACACAAACACAAGCAUUAUGUCAGGAAUGCCCGUGCGGUCACUGAUCCAUCAAUGUAGAAAAGUGAUGUCAAAUUAUAAUUUUCUUAAUUAGAAAAAAAAAUGACAUACUAACAUCCAGGAAAACUCCCGAUCACAGAUAUAUGUGUAUAUGUGUAUAUCUCUGGCUUUGCAUGGCCACAGUCCUCCACUGUACCUUGGUCCCGCAUUCAGUUCAAAGGAGCGCUACCCUGUAGCAAGAUGGCGGCGCUAUUGACGCAUUCCGUCCAAUAGACAACAACAGGCCAGGCAACAUCUAGUGUAUAUAUCGAUGGUGUUGUGUAUUACGCUACAGAAGCCUCGUGGUAAACUGCAGCACAUUCACUGAUACUCUACACACUCAUUCCUCUGCAGAUGAUCUCUUAUAUUAUUUUAAACUGCUAGAAGUCUCUCUGGUAAACUGUAGAGUUGACUUUACAACAUCAGCAGUGGACAGAGCAGAUCAACAUCCCAUAAAGCACUUCACCAUCAUAAAUAAACACUUGACUAAAUCUGGAAACUGCUGUGUUUAACAGUGAACAAACACAAAUAACAGCGACGCUAUUGACAUUAUUAUAAUAAACAGCAGAAAGCAGUCGCUCUGCAGACCUGAAGAGUGUUCAUGACCACAUGACCAGCAGAACAACAUCAUGAGGGAAGAUCAGUUCACAUCAUCCCUGACCCAGACCUCCAAUCAUCAGUGGAAGAGAACGAGAGCUGAGGCCUGGAGACAGAGAUGUUCAAUCUGUUCCACAACAGCUGUUUAACUGAGAGAUCCACUUUACUUCUCAAUAUAUUAGUUUAAUAGCUGAUUUAUUGUGUCUGUCCUAAUCCUGUGUGUGUGUGUGUGUGUGUGUGUGUGUGUGUGUGUGUGUGUGUGUGUGUGUGUGUGUGCGUACAUGAAUGUUCUGCUGCAGUUCCUCUCAGACUCUCAAUAAAGCUGCAGACUCUCC